Messenger RNA from Olea europaea var. sylvestris, 2080 nucleotides. RefSeq names its product metal transporter Nramp3-like. Lineage: Eukaryota; Viridiplantae; Streptophyta; Magnoliopsida; Lamiales; Oleaceae. Gene Ontology annotation, biological process: metal ion transport; defense response to bacterium; positive regulation of reactive oxygen species metabolic process. The record is from RefSeq and is a predicted model, not a curated record. Bases 111 to 1670 code for a protein of 519 amino acids. The transcript is spliced from 4 exons. Gene Ontology annotation, cellular component: vacuolar membrane. Gene Ontology annotation, molecular function: manganese ion transmembrane transporter activity; cadmium ion transmembrane transporter activity.
UCAACUGUAUUCCAUUCCCUCCUCACACUACUUUCCCAAAACCAAACUCACCAAUAUUCCACUCUUUUUCCUUCUUCACUUCUUGAUUUUCCUUUUUCUUUAAGGAAAAUAUGCCUUCACACGAGGAAGAGCAGCAACAGCGAUUACUCGCUGAACGAUCGGUUGAUUUGUACGAGGAAGAUGAAGAAGAGAGGGCGUAUGAUUCCACAGAGAAAGUACACGUAAUUGGAGUCGAUGAAGGAAACGAAGCCGACGAGUAUUCCACCAAAGCGCCGCCGUUUUCGUGGCGCAAGCUUUGGCUGUUUACCGGGCCGGGGUUCUUGAUGAGUAUAGCUUUCCUGGAUCCGGGCAAUCUGGAGGGGGAUCUCCAGUCGGGCGCAAUUGCGGGUUACUCUUUACUUUGGCUGCUACUGUGGGCCACAGUCAUAGGCCUCUUGGUCCAGUUGCUGUCGGCCCGGCUUGGCGUGGCUACUGGACGGCACCUUGCCGAGUUGUGCAGGGAGGAGUAUCCUACUUGGGCCAGGCUACUACUUUGGAUCAUGACGGAGUUGGCCCUGAUUGGGGCUGAUAUUCAAGAGGUGAUUGGUAGUGCUAUUGCUAUCAAGAUUUUGAGCCAUGGGGUCUUGCCUCUUUGGGCUGGUGUCAUCAUCACGGCUCUGGACUGCUUCAUCUUUCUGUUCCUGGAGAACUAUGGGGUUCGAAAAUUAGAAGCCCUUUUCGCAGUCCUCAUAGCAAUUAUGGCGCUCUCAUUUGCGUGGAUGUUUGGUGAAACUAAACCCAGUGGCAUCGAACUUUUAAUUGGUGUCGUGGUUCCAAAACUCAGCUCCAAGACAAUAAAGCAAGCAGUUGGAGUUGUGGGAUGCAUUAUAAUGCCUCACAACGUAUUUCUGCAUUCUGCUCUUGUACAAUCCCGUGAAAUUGACAACCGCAAGAUAGGCAGAGUUCGAGAAGCUCUCACCUAUUACUCAAUAGAGUCUGGCGCUGCCCUCACAGUCUCUUUCAUUAUAAAUCUGUUUGUGACAGCAGUAUUUGCGAAGGCAUUUUAUGGUACAGAACAAGCCAAUAACAUUGGCCUUGGAAAUGCUGGGCAGUAUCUUGAAGAGAAGUAUGGUGGUGGAUUGUUCCCAAUCUUAUACAUUUGGGCUAUUGGAUUACUAGCUGCUGGACAGAGUAGCACUAUAACUGGCACCUACGCGGGGCAAUUUAUAAUGGGGGGAUUUCUAAACUUGCGGUUGAAAAAGUGGAUGAGAGCACUGAUAACAAGAAGCUGUGCUAUCAUCCCGACUCUAAUAGUUGCCCUUGUUUUUGAUACAUCUGAGGACUCAUUGGAUGUUCUAAAUGAAUGGCUUAAUGUGCUUCAGUCAAUUCAGAUCCCAUUUGCUCUUAUUCCGCUCCUUUGCCUGGUGGCGAAGGAGGAAAUCAUGGGCAUUUUCAAAAUUGGCGCUGCUCUCCAGGUUAUAUCAUGGCUUGUGGCCGCUUUGGUGAUAGUGAUUAACGGGUACCUUUUGGUGGACUUCUUCUCUGCUGAAGGGAGUGGAGUUAUAUUUACAUCUGUGGUAUUCAUCUUUACAGCUGCAUACGUCUGUUUCAUUGUUUACCUCGUAGCACGGGGCAUUAACUUUUCAAAGUGGCUUGGAAAAACCAAUAUGUUGACAACUACGGGAAACUGAUAGAUCAGCGCUUUAGAACGCCUGUCAAAUGUGCGAUAGUCUAACAGUUAACUAACCUUUGUGAUUUGGGGUUCCAGACUCUGUUUCUGUUCAAAUGAUUGCUUCACAAUGAAUAAAAUGUAAGCUUUUUGAGAAUUCCUCUUGGGGGAUUGAUAUGUCCUCGUGCAGGGGAUCGGAGGAGGAUUGUGAGGGUUUAUUUCCAUAAAAUGGUAUUUAUUCUUCCUGUAGAAGGUUUAAAGCCAUGUAUGUAUCAUUAUACUUCUUAGCGUUCUGGGGUCACUCCUAUUAGCCAACAGUGUCAUCGAAUUUAGUCUAGCUGGUAGUGACCCUUGCCUGGAAAAUGUAAUGAUAGAAAUACAAUGUUUUUGGCUUAUUUUGACGUAGUACAUUAGUGUGUGACAUCUUACAUA